AUGUGUUGCACAUUAACCUCGCUGCUGAAGUGCCUCAUUGCAAUAAUAAAUCUCGCCGUUGGGGUGGCAUUUCUGGGUCUGGGGAUCGUUGGGAUCCUACUCAAAACCCAGAAAACUUUUGUCGAAACGAUCAUCAAGAACUGGCUGGAUCGAAUGCACGAUGAAGCCACAAAGGAACAAAUAGAGGCCUUUUCAAAGUUCAUCCUAGAAAAUUCAACUGGCAUCUCUAUUUUAUUCAUCCUGAUCGGGUUUGUCGUCGCCUGUCUAUGCUUCGUCGGGUUCAUUGCAUCAUGCUGCGUAUGCACCGUUCUUCUGAAAAUUUAUGCCGUGGUCUUGGCUGUGCUACUAGUUGCUCAAAUUGUCGCCGUAGCAGUCAUCUUCUCAAAUCCAGCAAAGUACAAAAAUUACAUUUUGAAUGUAAUGAAAGAUCUACUGAAGAAGUAUAAUUCCAAAGCGGGUGGUGAUGGUUAUGCCGUGGAGCUUUGGGAUUAUAUCAUGGAAUCAAGAAACAAAACAUGCUGCGGCGUGACCGGAGCUAGUGACUUUCAGGAAUCGCCAAUGAAUCCCGACUGUCCUGCGGUCUGUUGCCGACCCGCUACUACUACUACUACGUGCACAAUAACGCAAGCAACUGCUCUCACACCACCUGUUCCAGGGUGCAGUGACAAAAUCUCGUCGUUUGCUGAAGACAAUAUGAGGGUUGUCCUGAUUAUUCUGCUCGUUGGAAUAUCAGUCCAGGCCGUUCUCCUGACCUUCGUCGUUGCCGCAAUAUUUUGCAAAAGCGCUUCCCCCAUAUAA
Molecule: messenger RNA, 798 nt
Organism: Mesocestoides corti
Lineage: Eukaryota; Metazoa; Platyhelminthes; Cestoda; Cyclophyllidea; Mesocestoididae
Source: the annotation of a GenBank genome assembly